Messenger RNA from Polyodon spathula (Mississippi paddlefish), 8147 nucleotides. RefSeq names its product band 4.1-like protein 1. Bases 511 to 5370 code for a protein of 1619 amino acids. Gene Ontology annotation, biological process: cortical actin cytoskeleton organization. NCBI's taxonomy places the organism in Eukaryota, Metazoa, Chordata, Actinopteri, Acipenseriformes, Polyodontidae. The record is from RefSeq and is a predicted model, not a curated record. The transcript is spliced from 26 exons. Gene Ontology annotation, molecular function: actin binding; structural molecule activity. Gene Ontology annotation, cellular component: cytoskeleton; plasma membrane.
GCCUUGGCAGCGCCUCUGUGCAAAUGCAGUAGCUGCUGCUGCUGUGUUUAAUUCUCUUCGCACCCACCCACUCUUUCCAUUUUUGCAGACUCUGUGGUUUUACAUGGUGACCUGGCACAAGCUGUCUGUAGGAUUGUGGGAGAACAAUCGGGAAAACAUACAAACAAGAGAGAAAGAAAGAUAAAAACCUCCAAGCUGUGAGUCAGUGGAAUCGUCGUAUCGGUGUAGGCAGAGGCGGUCCCUUGCAUUUUAAUGCGCACAGAGCCUGCUUCGCUGUCACCGACGCUCUCGUCUCAGUGAUCUCAGAUGUGAAACGUCUCUUUCACUCUCUGCGCUUUCUCCCUCCCUCCCUCUCUUCUAACUCUCUCGGAGUACCUCCAGUGGUAGGGAAAAGAAGCAGCGGGGCGGUGGCGAUCCGUGUUGAAUUGCACGCAGUGCCCCCCACCUCAAUGAUUCACAUCAGGAGACACUGACAGACGGAUCUCCUGGUAAAGAUAGUGCGCGGUAACCAUGAUGACGGAGACGGGCGUGGAGGUGGAGGUGAAAAAAACGGCAGAGGAGCCUCCUCAGCAGCAGGGGGCAGCGGUGAACACGCAGGACGGCAGUAGACCCAAGCAGGGUAAUGACGGAAAGCUACCUGAAGACCAGGAUUUGAGGGGUGGGGAGGAUGUCUCAGAGAAGACCACCCCCGGCAAGAUCCCCAAAUCCCCCCAGAAAUCCUCCAAGAGACUAAAGACCAUCUCCUUUAAAGUGACCCUACUGGACACCUCUGAGUACGAGGGUGAGAUCGAGAAGCACAGCCGAGGACAAGCUCUCCUUGACAUGGUGUGUGAGCACCUCAACCUUUUGGAGAAGGAUUACUUCGGAUUGACGUUCUGCGACACGGACAGUCAGAAGAACUGGCUGGACCCUUCAAAGGAGAUCAAGAAACAGAUGCGCACUGCCUCGUGGCAUUUUGCCUUUGCGGUCAAGUUCUAUCCACCAGACCCAUCCCAGCUAACCGAGGACAUCACCAGGUAUUAUUUGUGCCUGCAGCUCCGGGAUGAUAUCCUGUCGGGCCGGCUGCCCUGCUCCUUCGUCACGCACGCUCUUCUGGGCUCGUACGCCGUGCAGGCUGAGCUCGGAGACUUUGACCCAGAGGAGCACAGUGCCGACUACGUCAGUGACUUCCGCUUUGCCCCGAACCAGACCCGUGAGCUGGAGGAGAGGGUGAUCGAGCUGCACCGCACCUACAGGGGGAUGACGCCCGCAGAGGCUGAAAUCAGCUUUCUUGAAAAUGCGAAGAAGCUCUCGAUGUACGGAGUGGACCUGCACCAUGCCAAGGACUCUGAAGGGAUUGACAUCAUGCUGGGGGUCUGUGCCAAUGGGCUGCUCAUCUAUCGGGACCGACUGAGGAUCAAUCGCUUCGCCUGGCCCAAGAUCCUCAAGAUCUCCUACAAGAGGAGCAACUUCUACAUCAAGAUCCGGCCCGGAGAGUAUGAGCAGUUUGAGAGCACCAUCGGCUUCAAGCUACCAAACCAUCGGGCUGCCAAGCGUCUCUGGAAGGUCUGCAUCGAGCACCACACCUUCUUUAGGCUGGUGUCCCCCGAGCCACCUCCCAAAGGAUUCCUGGUAACGGGCUCCAAGUUCCGAUACAGCGGGCGGACACAGGCUCAAACGCGGCAGGCCAGCGCACUCAUCGACAGGCCGGCCCCUACAUUCGAGAGGUCAGCCAGCAAGAGGUACCUGCUGUCCCGCAGCCUGGAUGGAGAGUUCUCCCGCCCAGCCUCCGUCCUCGGAGAGAACCGCGAGGGAGUGGCGCAGCGCAGCGCCAGUGAGAGGCAGCGGAGACGAUCGGGAGACGAGCAGGAAGAGGAGGGUUCCUACAGAGCCACCUCGCCCACCAAGAUCAGGGAGUUCAAGAAGGAGGAUAUGGAGGACGAGUCGCCAGCUGACAAUAAGCAGGAGUUGGAUCAGGAAUCCACCCCCCAACACAAACAGGAGUUCCAGGACAAGUCAGAGGAUGUGUUGCUGAAGCACCAGGCCAGCAUCAACGAGCUGAAGAGAGCCUUGAAGGAACCCAACAGCAAGCUGGUCCACCGGGAAAAACGGCUUUCCGCCACCUCCCAGAAAUAUGGGGGCUCGACCGGGACCACGCCAGAGAAGAAGCCUGCGUCGGGAGAAGAGGGGAGGGAGGAGCCUGUAGCCACUGCUCUAGAAGGCUUCACCCAGAAGACUGUGCUAUCUUCACCUGAGGGCUCUGAGGAGUGGGUAUUUAUUGAAAAGCAUAUCUCCAGCCAAGAGGAGCUGGCUGUUGCAUUGAAAGAUAAGAAGGAAAAGUCUUCUGCUCAGGAUCAGGAGCAAGCUGUAGACUCCCUAGACAGAACAGAGGAGGAAAACCCUACUGUGGUAAGCUCACAGGAGAAGACUGUUCAAGAAAUGGGAGGUGUUCAAGAGGGGAAGGAUAUAAUGGAGGACCAGGAUGCUGCAGGAGAGACAGUGGCUCAGGAAACUUUGGAUGAGAAAGCACUGACCGAUGAAGAAGCCCAUUCAACACAAGAAUGUGGAGCAGAAUCAUCCAAACCACAGAAUCUUGAAAAAAAUUUAGAUGACACUGUAGCUGUCUCUCAAGAGGGAACUCAAGCCCAAGAAUCUUUGGGUGAAUCUGCAAAUGAGAAAUUGCAAGACAAUAAGACACAGCUAACUCAGGACUCUGGAGGUGUUUCUGUAAUAGAGGCUGAAUCCUGGGUCUUAGAAACCCAAGAUGAACGACAGACUGACUCUGUUAGAGUCCAGAAGGAACCGAGACCACAAAGCCUCAACCUUGGGAAGCCUGCAGACCUGUUUUAUGAGACAGAGCAUCCAGACACUGGAGAGGAAAAUAAGGAUUUGGAGAGUGAUGAAGAAACACCACCAGAUAAAAUAAACAGUGAAGGAAAUGAAUCUGAAGAAUAUAGUUCAGACUUUCAGGAGACAAUGACUGUUUCAUCAGAACCAUACUUGCAAAUGGAAGAAGUAGAGAGACCAAAGUCACCUUCUUCCCCAGAAAAGCAGACUUCCUUCCUCCAAGAUGCAACAGAGGUGCAAUCAAAACCAAAAUCAGAACCUCCAGAUUCUAGGCCAUCCUUAAAGCAAGAAGAGACAAGCCCUAGUAAAGUUAAAGGGAAUGAACUAGCUUCCUUUCUGAAUGAGGAGGAAGCAAAAGUAGGAGUUGACAGUGGAAAAUCUGAAAGUAAUGGAGAUGAGAAAAAGACAAUUGCCAUGACAGAGGAAAAAUACAUGUCUUUAAUUAAAACAUGCUCAGUUCUGAGUGUGACAGAACACUCCAAAGACACAGAGAAAACAUUUUUUCCAGAUGGGGAAGAAAUCCAAAAAGUAGAGGACGAAGAGAAGAUUAGUCACCAAGCAGACAAUAGAACAGACUCAACCUGGUCUACAGGAGCUGCUGAGGGAGAGGAGCAAAUGGAUCUUGAGCCAAAGCAACUAGAAACAAUUGAACUGACUGUGCCUACAGUAGCUGAGGAAGAAACAUCAGACAAAGACUUUCCUGUAAACGAUAAAUCUGAGAAGCCAGAGCCUCUGAACAAAGAAAAAACAGAAGACUCCUUCACAGAGGAACAGUCUUCUGAAGCUGAAAUGAAAGCACUCAAAAGUCAUGAGAGUUCUAGAGACCAGGUAGAAGAGGGCACAGUCAUCAUAUUUCCAGAGACAGACAUAAGGUGUGAAGCUGAUGGUGAGGAGGCAAAGGAAGACUGGUCUUCCAAACUCACAGAACCAGGAGCAAAAGAAUCCAAAAAAGUAGGAGAUGGUGAAUAUAAGAAAGGACACUUGGAAUUAAAACCAGAUGAGGGCGACAGUCAGAUUACUGCCCUGGGAAAUAAGAGCCAGGGAGCAGGUUCAGAAAGCAAUCAGGACCAUUCUGGAAAGAACGAUUCAAGUUUGUGUGAAAGCAAAUCAAACGAGUUGAUACCAGAUAGCAGGAAGCUAGACGAGGAGACAUCUGGUUUUCACGUACCUGCCCCAAAUCUAGUUGCUGUUGCCAUCCUAACCACUCAGGAAAGCAAACAGAAGGCUAGCGACCAACAUAGUCAUGACAAACCUGAGGAACAUGCUGGCAAGUCAACCCAUGGGACUGAAGAAAUGGAGAAAGGGGAGACUGGAGAGACCGUGGAUGUGGGGAAGGAUUGUGCAGAAUCUGAACAAAAAAAUGAAUUGGGUGAACAGGCUGACAAAAAAGCACAGGACACCCAGUGCUCAGACACCAAGACCAAGACAGCCCGUACAGAUGUGCCAGAGGUUCCGGCAAAACCAGUAAAGCGCCAGGGGCCUGCCGUGCCCCCCAGACCCAGCCGAACUGCCCCUAAGUACCCUGGCCCGGAAGUGGCAAAGAGGAAACACGUGGAGCCCCUCGCCACACCCGCCAUUCAUGAAGAAGCGCUUGACGAAUCACAGAGAGAGCCGUGGGAGCGACGGCUGGGCUCGGCCUCAGAGGAUGACCAGGAGAGGGAGAUGUUGUACCUGAAGGAGACACACCUGGGCAUUGAGCGCAAAUGCUCCAGCAUCACUGUCAGCUCCACCUCCAGCCUGGAGGCCGAGGUGGACUUCACCGUCAUCAUGGACCUUCACACCGGCGUGGAGGAGUUCUCCAAGGGCAUGUCGGAGCUGGGGGGGCGGGACAGGCUGCCUGAGGUGGGCCGGGACGACUUUGAGGAGACCUCUUGCUUCUUCUCGGCCAGGCUCAUAUCCGCUCAGGAGAAACCUCCAGAGGAGAUGCAAGGCAAAGGCUUAGAAGAUUUGUCACUCCACGAGCCACCAGACACUAAGAACAAAACUACGGUUGUGAGCACUGCGCCGUCCCUCAAAAAGACAGAUGCCAAAGCUGAAGAGCCUUCUACUGAAGCCUCCGUUGUAUCCCAAACCAAGACUACAAUAACAGAGGCAACUGAGCAGGUGAUGGGGAAUAGCUGCACUGGCAAGGAAACCGCGACAGUCUCCCGGACAGUCACAACACUGGCAGCGGCGGUGUCACCGAAUCACAGCAUCGUCACUGGAGAAGAGGCUCCUCCCAGCCCCCAGUCUGCGCCCCCCGAGACCAGCUCGCCUGUGAAAACUGGUACCCUUGGGAGGGCGGUGGGAACUGUCACCACGGAAACUGUUUCCUCAGCAACCACUACACACAUUACAAAGACAGUGAAAGGCGGGUUCUCCGAGACCAGGAUUGAGAAGAGGAUUAUCAUCACUGGAGAUGACGAUGUGGAUCAAGACCAGGCACUCGCCAUGGCAAUUCAGGAGGCCAAGCAGCAACACCCAGACAUGCUGGUUACCAAGGCAGUGGUUGUCAGGGAAACAGAAUCCUCUUCGUUGGAGAAACACAGGAAAUCACAGUCCUGAUCUCUGACAGCUUGCUCUGGAGACCAGGGCUCCUGUUGGGAAGGGGACCGAAGCGGAUUCUCGCCUGCUAUUGCCCACCUCUGCCCCUGAGUCCCCGGCUUCUUCGAAACAUCACCACAAUAUGCCGGCAAACCAAGAAAGACAGAAACCGAACAAAACCACAAGAGGACAACUUUAACCAAAUUAACAAAAAACAUUGAACGCCACUGCUGCUAUUUCGCCUGACAACACUCUUCCUUAACCUUCCACAAGCCCCCAGCCCCCUCUAACACUGCCCCACAUCCGCCUGUGAUUGCACACAGAUCUUCCUGACUGGCCAGCGCAUGUAAAAACCUGCAGAGCAUCCAACAGGGACGUGCCAUUGCACCUGCUAUAGAUAGCCUUGUGGAAACUCAGCUGAGUUUGUCAAUACUUUGUCAGUUAGCCAUAGCUAUCGCGGGCUUAACGUUAGCUUAACCUGUGUUUUGGGACACGAGAUGAGAGAUCCAGAGCAGAGACCAGUUCAACAGGGCUACAGGAUUAAGAUUUGUGCAAAAAGUGCCCGCUACAGGUGGGGUGAAACCCACAUACCCUUUAAGGUAGAACCUGAAAGAUCAGUCAGCCCACUAGGUGAGAAUGAUUAUUGAAACACUUUUAUACAGGCAAGCCGUUACUGCCUUCCACGUCUAGGGUGGAAGUAUAAACCCUGACCUGACACUUGUAGCCCUGUCUAAGUUCUUGCACACCUGCUUGUGGAGCUUCACCAGUAGGAGGCAGUGUACACUAGGCGUGGAUCUCUACUUUUAUUUGUUUUUCAGUACAUAGUUUACACCGCUACCUCUGUUUCCGUCCCCCAGUUCCAUCAGACACAGGUUCUAAACCGGAGUAGUUCUAGCAUUGUGAUGCGGGAAAAUAUUGAAAGCUCUCCCAAGAACUGCAGCUUGAAGAAGAGGGUGGCAUGAAAGGACUACAGUGGCACAGCUAAAAAACAAAGGGCAAAAACAAGGCAUUGUAGGACUGAAUCCUCCUUUUGCAAGAUUAACUCCUGGUCUUGCAAAUCAAACUGUUCAGCAUGAUUUAAACACAGAAAUCAACUCCAGGACCUCUUCCCUGUACAGUGAGCAGGCUGCAAUUAAAAGAAAUACUGCGGGCUUGGGGUCUCGUCUCCUGGUUUCCUAACCCUGCCUCUUAUCAUUUUCUAUGACGAUUAGUCACAUAGUAUCAUUAAAGCAAAAUGGGUUUAAUAGGUGAGUUUUCUGAAAUGCUACACUGUUGAAAUGUGAGAUUUUUUUUUUCUUUAUUUGUUUUUAAAUUAUGUAUGAAUUUACUAUGUAUUUAUAUGAGAAUGGUAAAUGUGAGUUAGCUGGGGCUUUCUUUCCCUAAAAGCGAGUGCAGGAUUUGGCAUCAGGAUAAAAGUAAAGCAUACAGCAGCAGGGAGCAGGUGGGGUUUGUGUGGCAUUGAAAAGGUGAUGGCCACAUGAAACUGGGACUGCAGCACUGAAUUCAUGGACUAUAGGGGAGGUUUGCACUGAGCAGAAUUGUGCUUUUCAUUGUCAUGACUGGGGAGGCAGUUACUUGCUUGGGCUUGUAGAACAUAUAGCAAUAGGCUUUACAAGAUCCAUAGGAACUACGACUUGAGAUCAGUGUAAGAGCGUCUAUGGAAGGCCUAGCAAUAACUGUGAUAAGGGAUUUAAUAUAGCAUCUGCAGUAUAUCGCCUAAAGGUUGCCCAUAGUGUUACUCUGGUGUUUACUGUGACACUAGAUUUGUUACACUGUCUAGCUUUUUUUCCCGCCUCUUUCUUGCACCUGACUAGGGAAGGGAAAGACCAGCUCUGGACCACUAGCGUUACGAAAGAGAUUUCUGGUUUGUCUUAACUGCUGUUAAACUGGUUUAGUUUUGUUUUUGAUAUGUUUAUUUUAUUAUUUUUUUUGUUUUAUUUUACAUUUUGUCCUCUUACCGCUGGGGUUUGUGGCUCAUGUGUGUUACGUGAACGGUUUUAUAGUUAAUGUCAGCAAUGGUAAAUGCAAUAGGGGUCUCCAGCCAGAUCAAUCCAGCCCUCUCCUAACUCACAGCCCCCAGAUCAGGGUUCAUCCAUGUUCCUCAAAAAACAACAGCAAUUACUUUAAAACAGGAUAAACCUAAGGACACAACCAAUUACUAGGGUCCUUAAUGCUAAAAGUGUUCUCUAACGGUAAGCCCAACUGUGCCCCCUGCUGGUGAUAACUGUCCUUGUUUCAUAUUCAGCCUUUCAUUCAAGGUUGUCCUUUUUUAUUAUUAGCAACCAGGAGUGAUGUCUUUAAGGGAAGUUCAUAUCUAUGAAUCAAUAUCUGCCAAAAAAUGCAGUCCCGAAAUUAUAUGAUCCCUUAAAAAAAAAAAAAACCUUAAUUGGUAAGAUCUACUUGUAACUUUAAGCCAUGGUACCCCCCAAGAGAGUUGACCCUUACUGCAACAUACCAUGAUAAAAGAGAAGGAACAUUGAGAGGGCUACAUGGUAAAGCACAGAAAGCAAAAGGAAAACUGCAAAAUCACCAAGCAAGUCCACCCAUGUUAGCUUCUCCAAUGAGAAGCCUGUGUUUACCAUUGCUGACAGUGCUGGAAGCAAGAGCUUUGUGCACUGCGCCCUGGAAGCAGUCGAACCGCAGUCUGACCCUCCUUGCUUUGUGCACGGCUAGUAGGAGCACUUACUCAACCCCCCCACUCCUGCCCUUUUGCUCUAUAUUGCUCCCUAGUGCUUGGUGGUGUGUGUUUGCUGUAUUUGCAUUUGGUCAAAGUAAAAUAAAUGUCUCAGUGCAAUUCA